Messenger RNA from Exophiala aquamarina CBS 119918, 1674 nucleotides. Its product is annotated as transcription initiation factor TFIID subunit 12. NCBI's taxonomy places the organism in Eukaryota, Fungi, Ascomycota, Eurotiomycetes, Chaetothyriales, Herpotrichiellaceae. The transcript has 2 exons. The coding region runs from base 1 to 1674 and encodes 557 amino acids. Gene Ontology annotation, molecular function: DNA binding; TBP-class protein binding; protein heterodimerization activity. Gene Ontology annotation, biological process: RNA polymerase II preinitiation complex assembly; DNA-templated transcription initiation. Gene Ontology annotation, cellular component: SAGA complex; transcription factor TFIID complex; SLIK (SAGA-like) complex. The record is from RefSeq and is a predicted model, not a curated record.
AUGGAUGCGGCCAAUCGACCUCCCCCCGCUGGACCGCAGCAACAAGCCUCCCUCAUCCGACCAGAACAGGUCCAGAGACUCCCCCAACUCAACGCAGCACAGAAGCAGCAGUAUGAACAGGGCGUCAAGAGAUUCUGGGAAAUCCUGAACAGCUCUCAGCAGGGGGAACCCAAGUACAACGAAGCCUACCAGGGUCUAGUCCGUACAUCUGGUCAAUUGAUGGCUGGUAUGAAGCAGUGGCAACAAGCGGCCAAACAACGACAACUCGCCCAACAAAAUAGCCAGCAGCAAUCUAACCAGCCACAGGCCACUCCGCAGGCCCCAAAACCACCAGUCCAAGCUCCGACAGCCCCUGGCGCACCCGCUCAAGGUGCCACUAACAGUGCAUUACAAUUUAGUCAAUUGAUGCCGGAGAUUCAACGUAAAGUCAAGGAACAGCAUUUCUAUUACCCACCUGCCAUGACCAAAGGAUCCGAACCUGCAGAGGUAUGGCUGCGGGAAGCAAAGACUCGACUUGGUCAGGCACUCCAGAGACUCCAGGUUGCCAAACAGAAAAAGGCCGAGUUCCAGCGGCAGGCACAGCAAAGAACGCAACAGGGAAAUCCUCUGAAUGCGCAAGAGCAAGAAGUCUUUGCCAGCAAAGUUGCGCAGUGCGAUCGCGCAGUUGCCGAGAGCACAUCAUUCAUGAAGAAGUUUAACGAACAGCAGGAGCAAUUCCGAGCAGCCCAACCUCAAAACCAGUUUAGCAAACAGCCUGCAACAGGGCCAGAUGGCGCUGAGCAAACGCCGGUUGCGCAUAUGCAACCAGCUGUUCAAGGUCCCACGGCACAUUCCAUCAGCUCGGCUGUGUCUGCUGCCCGUAACCAGGCUAGUGCUGCUCAAGCAACAAGCCCUACAGCAGCAGCAUCUCAGCUCAACCAAGCUAUGGCUUCAAGCACUCAGCCAACCCCAGUGACUGCGACUCAAGCAUCUUUUCCACCGGUCGGCCAAACAGGCGAUGGUUCUGCUCCCCCGCGUCCAGUUUCUCAUCAGGGUCAGCCGGCCCCUUCACAAGGAGUACCGCAUAGCGCACAGGCAGCAAUUCAUCCACAUCCUCUGAACACUAGUAUCAACGGCGCCAAGACAUUAACACCAGUAAUCACGAAGAACCUCCAGGUCACUGAGCCCAAACCUGUGACGAUGCCACCUUCAAGACCAACAUUGACGGGAGGGGCCGGGGUAGGAUUGCCUGGUCAACUGGCGCAGCCAGCUAUCUCUACGCUGCCUGGCUAUGUUCUCGAGUCGAGCGAGGAUGGAAGGGUACUUUCAAAGAAGAAGUUGAACGAGUUGGUCCGGGAGAUCUGUGGGCCCGGACCCGAGGAACAGCUGGACCCAGAGGCAGAAGAGAUUUUUCUGUCUCUUGCAGAUGACUUUGUCGAUGAGCUGGUGUCGUCAGCAUGUAAGCUGGCGAAGUUACGGGGAUCAUCAAGCUUGGAAGUACGUGACCUACAGAUAGUACUCGAACGACAAUACAAUAUUCGAGUUCCUGGGGUAUCGACCGACGAAAUUCGAACGGUUCGACGACCUCAACCAGCACCAGGCUGGACACAUAAGAUGAGUGCGGUGCAAGCGGCUAAAUUAACGGUGGGCGGUGCCGCAGCCACUGCGGUCAACAACGGCGGCAAGGACAAUUGA